UUCUCCUACCCAAUUUCACAUUUGCUCCUUUUAUAUACCCUCCCUUCUCCCUUCUCCUUUUCAGUUCAUCUCUCGCUCCAGCACCAGCUCAACCAACCUAGCUCUAGCAGCUUGUUCGUCGUUGCCGCCCCCGCGUCAGCUAAUUACUCUGAAGAAAAAGUCCGUUCGCAAGGAUGUAUCACCCGCAGUGCGAGCUCCUGAUGCCCCACGAGAGCCUGGACAUGGACGCGGUCGUCGGCCAGUCGCACCUCGCCGCUUCCGGCGUGUCCGCCAUACCCGCGGAGCUCAACUUCCACCUCCUCCACCACUCCUUCGUCGACACGGCCGCCUCGCCGCAGCCGCCCACCGUGGACUACUUCUUCCCCGGCACCGACCCGCCGCCCGCCGCCGUGCAGUUCGAGCAGCUGGCGGCCACCAACCACCACGCCAUGUCCAUGCUGCGGGACUACUACGGCCAGCAGUACCCCGCCGAGACGUACCUCCGCGGCGGGCCGAGGACGACGACGGGGUCGUCGUCCCUGGUGUUCGGUGUGGCCCACGACGACGAGUCCGCGGCCUACAACAUGGUCGGCCCAUUCGUCGAGAGCUCCCCGACGACGCGGGCCGCCGGCGGAGGCAGGAAGAGGAACCGCGGGUCCCGGGCCGCGGGUGGGCCGGCCCACGGCGGCGUCGAGAAGAAGGAGAAGCAGCGCCGGCUGCGCCUCACCGAGAAGUACACCGCCCUCAUGCUCCUCAUCCCCAACCGCACCAAGGAAGAUAGGGCGACGGUGAUCUCGGACGCGAUCGAGUACAUCCAGGAGCUGGGGAGGACGGUGGAGGAGCUGACGCUGCUGGUGGGGAAGAAGAGGCGGCGGAACGGGGCCGGGGAGCAUCACCUGCACCAGGGGGACGUGGUGGACGCGGCGCCGGCGGUGGGGGCGGCGGGGGAGCUGGUGCUGGCGGCGGAGAGCUCGGAGGGCGAGGUGCAGGCGCCGCUGGCGGCGCUGCAGCCGAUCCGGAGCACGUAUAUCCAGCGGAAGAGCAAGGAGACGUUCGUGGACGUGAGGAUCGUGGAGGACGAGGUCAACAUCAAGCUCACCAAGCGCCGCCGCGACGGAUGCCUCGCCGCCGCGUCACGGGCGCUCGACGACCUCCGCCUCGACCUCGUCCACCUCUCCGGCGGCAAGAUCGGCGACUGCCACAUCUACAUGUUCAACACCAAGAUUCAUCAGGGAUCGCCGGUGUUUGCAAGCGCAGUGGCCAGCAAGCUGAUAGAAGUGGUGGAUGAGUACUAAGCUAUCUUGCAUGCCUACCCAGAAGAGAUACAAUUAAGUUUCUGCAUCGCUAGCUAGCUAGCUAGGGUUCUUGAUAUAUCUGCAAUUCAGCAUCGCAGUAGUUCUUUUGGCUUUAAUUGUAGACUCUGUUUGAUCCUAUAAUUGAUAAAGACAUAUGUGUCUGGGUGUUUUGAUA
This is a messenger RNA of Brachypodium distachyon (stiff brome), 1449 nucleotides long. Its product is annotated as transcription factor TIP2. Gene Ontology annotation, molecular function: protein dimerization activity. The record is from RefSeq and is a predicted model, not a curated record. The coding region runs from base 174 to 1274 and encodes 366 amino acids. The transcript is spliced from 4 exons. Lineage: Eukaryota; Viridiplantae; Streptophyta; Magnoliopsida; Poales; Poaceae. Gene Ontology annotation, biological process: regulation of DNA-templated transcription; anther wall tapetum development.